AUGUUAACAUAUGGAAUUUUGAAACAAAUUCAGAAAUCCACACUAUACUUUAUUAAUAACUUAAAGUAUACAAAAAAUUUCUCUCAGUUAAAUAAGUAUAAAAAUGGAAUCAAUCAAUCUUUCAAGGCAUACCUAAUAAUUAGAAAUAAAUCAACUUUGAUAAUAGGAAAUGCUAUAAAAGAUAUUUCAUAUAAUAGGCGUAUUGACGAUCCAAAAAUUAGAAAACUUUUAGGAGUAUGGUUAGCUACUUGUUCAGGCAUGGUCUUUUUUACUAUUGUAAUUGGAGGCUUAACAAGAUUGACAGAAUCUGGACUAUCGAUGGUAAGCUGGCAUAUGUUUAAAGAGUUUCCCCCAAUUACAAAUGAGCAAUGGGUCACUGAGUUUGAAAAUUACAAGCUUUAUCCAGAGUUUAAAAUAAAAAACGUAGAUAUAACUUUAAACGAAUUCAAACGGAUUUGGUACAUGGAAUGGAUUCACAGAAUGAGCGGUAGAACCAUAGGCCUAACUUUUCUAAUUCCAGCCCUGUAUUUUGCCAGCAAGGGGUGGAUCAUGAAAUACCCGUCUUUGCGGAGACGAUUAAUAGCUUACACUUUACUCUUAGGGUUUCAAGGUUUAUUAGGUUGGUAUAUGGUAAAAUCAGGACUUUCCUCAAAGAAUCAUUCCCCGAACCCCGAUGGCGAUCAUUUUAACGAUGAUGUGCCAAGGGUUAGUCAAUACAGAUUAGCGGCUCAUCUCGGAACGGCCUUCGUUCUUUAUUCCUUGAUGCUUUGGGCAACGUUGGGAUAUCUGAUGCCCGAUUCUCUCAAAAAAGUGAAUAUGAAUCUACAACCGCUAAAAAAUAUCAGAAGAAUGGCUCACGCUACGAAAUCCCUCAUAUUUAUAACCGCCAUAUCAGGAGCUUUUGUAGCCGGGCUCGACGCCGGUUUGAUUUACAAUUCCUUCCCCAAAAUGGGCGAUUAUUGGAUUCCUUCCGACAUUUUUACGUUAAGUCCCAGGUGGAAAAACUUUUUCGAAAAUCCGGCCAUGGUUCAAAUGGAUCAUAGGAUAUUGGCAACCAUUACGUUAUCUUCCGUCGUAGCGACUUGGUUUAUCACCAAAAGAGUUCCUAAACACAUGUUGACACCUAGAAUAAAAUUGGCAUGUAACUGUAUGGUAGGAAUGACGACCAUACAAAUAAUGCUCGGAAUAAGUACUCUCUUAUAUCACGUUCCCAUCUCUUUAGCAAGUCUUCAUCAGGGUGGAUCACUGUUCUUACUAUCUAACGCGAUAUGGCUUACACACGAACUUCGAAAAAUUCCUAAACUUUAAAACAAAAAUAUAUAUACUAUUUUCGCGUUCAAUUAUGUAGA
Molecule: messenger RNA, 1349 nt
Organism: Gordionus sp. m RMFG-2023
Lineage: Eukaryota; Metazoa; Nematomorpha; Gordioida; Chordodea; Parachordodidae
Product: heme A synthase COX15-like
Exons: 9
Coding region: 1-1308 (435 amino acids)
Biological process (GO): heme A biosynthetic process
Cellular component (GO): mitochondrial inner membrane
Molecular function (GO): oxidoreductase activity, acting on NAD(P)H, heme protein as acceptor
Source: RefSeq, a predicted model, not a curated record